Messenger RNA from Cucurbitaria berberidis CBS 394.84, 1032 nucleotides. Its product is annotated as thymine dioxygenase. Gene Ontology annotation, molecular function: dioxygenase activity. The record is from RefSeq and is a predicted model, not a curated record. Lineage: Eukaryota; Fungi; Ascomycota; Dothideomycetes; Pleosporales; Cucurbitariaceae. The transcript has 3 exons. The coding region runs from base 1 to 1032 and encodes 343 amino acids.
AUGGCAGAGAUCACGGUGGAUUCCGCAGUCUCGCAGGAUGACCUAGUCAUUCCACUCAUAGAUUUCUCCGCCUUCCUUUCUGGCAGCCACAUCGCAAGAAAACAGACCGCCGACGCUGUCCUCCAUGGUUUCCAGAACUCGGGCUUCAUCUACCUCAAAAACCACGGUAUAUCGCCCUCUGCCGUAUCCACCGUCUUCUCGCAUUCGGCAAAAUUCUUCGCCCGCCCCAAGGAGCAGAAGGACGCAUUAGCAUGGUACUCGGCCGCAGCGAAUCGUGGCUACACUGCGCAGGGCCGCGAGAAGCUCGUUGUGUUGGAGGAGACAGGAACGGAGGCGGAACUGCGAAAAACCGUGCCAGAUCUGAAGGAGAGCCUGGAGAUUGGACGGGAUGAUCAGCCUGAGACGCCAAACAUGUGGCCCAGCGGGGAUGAGCAAGCGGUAGAAUUCAAGAAGGAGAUGUUGCGCUUUUUUGAAUUGUGUAAGGGCCUUAACAUACAAGUCAUGCGAGCGAUUGCACUGGGUAUGGGUAUCGAGGAGAGUUGGUUCGACAAAUUCACGGAUGCGGGUGACAACACGCUGAGACUGCUGCACUAUCCUAGCGUGCCCAAGUCCAUCUUCAAGAGAGAUGAUGGACACGUACAGGUCCGGGCAGGCGAGCACAGCGAUUACGGCUCGAUAACCCUCCUCUUUCAAGAUGCGCGUGGUGGUCUACAAGUGCGUUCGCCAAAGGGUACGUUCGUCAAUGGGACGCCCAUCGAAGGCACUAUUGUCGUCAACGCUGGCGACCUAUUAACGCGCUGGUCCAAUGACACAAUCAAGUCGACAAUCCACCGCGUCAUAGAGCCGCCGCCAAAGCCAGAGGACGCAGACAAGGAUGAGUACCCGCCAAGGUAUUCAAUAGCAUACUUCUGCAACCCCAACUACGACCGAAUGAUUGAGGCGAUACCAGGGACAUUUGAGAGCACGGGAAGGAAUUAUGAAGAUGUGACAAGCGGGGAUUAUAUCAUAAAGAGGUUAACGGCUACGUACUAG